Molecule: messenger RNA, 2786 nt
Organism: Lactuca virosa
Lineage: Eukaryota; Viridiplantae; Streptophyta; Magnoliopsida; Asterales; Asteraceae
Source: the annotation of a GenBank genome assembly
CUCGAUUAAUAAACCUUAAAAAACCUAAAUUGAUAUAUAAUCCAACCCGCUUGUUAAACGGGCUUCAGGCAUGGUUGUUGCGAUUCUUUAUUGUGGAUUUUCAAUUUCUUCGCGCUUUUUGAACUGAUCUCCUAGGUCUGCUAACCUCGGCGAACAUCCGGCAGCCGGAAAAAUCUAUGAAUCGCCGUCGAUCGGUUCCCAUUCAGAAUUAGGGUACCACAUAGGGCUUGUAUUGGCAUUUUGUUGGCCAUAGACUGAAAAAAAUGGAAGUUUCUAAAAGUUUCAUCGACAAGAUCAACAGUGAAUUCACUAGUUCCUUGCAUUUCGCUUCCCCCUUACCUGGUUCUCGUACAAACGAAUUUGAUCUGGUGAGAGGUGUUUUACAGAUACUUCAAGGGUUUUCAAGCUGUUUGUUUUACUGGGAGAAGGGGAUCGGGCAGGGUUAUCGUGCGAGAAAGGGGUUAUAUGUUACGCAUCUCUCUCAGACAAGUCUUGGUAUGGUCUUGGAUCAAUUUGUUUAUUCAGCAACAUGCUUGAAAUUGGUAGAGCUUAGGCUCUGUGAGAUAGAAGAUAUGUCUGGCAGGUCGAGGUCGCCUCCACCUACCUUGAGAGCAUUCGCUUCCUCAGCUUCUGCUUGGCUUAGAAAAUUACGCGAUAUUGCUUUGACAGAGGAACUAAAGAUGAACAACUCUAAUACUGGGACUGCUCCGACCAUUUUGGGAUUGGGAAAUUCUUUAACAAGGCUUUGUGGUGGAGCAGAAUAUUUAUUGCAGAUAGUGCAUGGUGCCAUCCCGAUUGAAGGUGAUACACCUCUCUCAUCUGCUGAAACGGCCGUUCACAUUCUCAACCAUCUUUAUGAAAAGCUUAAUGAUGCUUGCCUUGUGCAAGGUGGUGAGGAAGAUUCAUACAGGAUGCUACUCUAUAUCUUUGUUGGAUGUUUACUGCCAUAUAUUGAGGUUCUUGAUUCCUGGAUUUUUGAGGGAAUACUAGAUGAUCCCUUUGAGGAGAUGUUCUUUUAUGCAAACAAAACGAUUGGUAUAGACGAGGCUGAAUUCUGGGAGAAGAGUUACCUGUUAAGAUCAACACAGCAUAAGAAGCUAAGUGCGGCUCACUUGAUCCAGCAUAUUCCUAUCACAUCAACACUUGUUGGUAGGCAUCACGAGAGCAUGACUCAUCAGCUAAGCUUGUCAGAAAUAUUUUGUUUGUCAUUAACAGCUCUGAUCGGUCAUGGUGAUCACAUGUCUGAAAUCUUUUGGAAAAAUGAUAAAAUUGUUUCUGCAACUUCAACGGAGAAAUUAUUAGCAGCAUACUCGGAGAAGAUUUGGCAUAAGUUUUUGGUUGAUGCACUCAACAACGACAUGAAAGUAGAACAGAAUCUAGAUUUGGUUGUUCCAUUUCAGCCUCUUCUUAGCUCCUUUUGUCCUGAAAAUCCCACUAUAACUGUAUGCCAAAAGGUUCUUCAAGCAAAAGCAAAUACCCACGAUUGGAAUUCAUUAAACCUUUCUAAAAACUACAUUCUCCCUCCUUUGAAUGAUGACAAAUUGAGGAAAGCUAUAUAUGGUGAAGAGUUUAUGACAGCUAAAGGAACAAAUUAUGCCUGUGGUUUUCCAUUUGGUGAUCCUCGCGCUCAACAUGGCAUAAAGGUGGUGGAAUCUUUAUUUCCAUUUCCGACUAUCCUUCCGUCCUUUAAGUGGAAACAGGAGGAGCUUAUGAUGUCGGAGGUUUUACCAUUCCAAAAAAACAGCACCCUUGUGUCAAAAGUCCUUGGCUGGAUUCAAACUGUUGAACCAAAAUCUACUCCACUUCCUGUUGUUAUUUUGAGGGAAUGCCUUACGUUUUAUAUCAAGAAGCAGGUAGAUCAUAUCGGCAAUCAGAUAUUGUCAAAGUUGCUAUAUGACUGGAAAUUGAUGGCUGAGCUGGGAGUGCUGCGUGAUGUAUAUUUGUUAGGCUCUGGUGAUCUUCUGCAGCAUUUCUUGACAGUAGUUUUCAAUAAGCUGGACAAAGGAGAAUCAUGGGACGAUGAUUUUGAGUUGAACACAGUGUUACAGGACUCGAUACGCAACUCUGCUGAUGCCACAGUACUAAGCUCACCAGAUUCCUUAGUUGUAUCUUUAACAAAAAGUGAUGGAGAUGCUCAACAGACUACUACUACUGCAUCAUCAUUUCUUGUCUCAAGUCCCCGUAAAAAUCAUCGUGCACAGGUCUCUGGAAUCAAUGACCUUGACUCCCUUAACUUCACAUACAAGGUCUCGUGGCCGCUUGAACUUAUAGCUAAUGCUGAAACUCUAAAGAAAUACAACCAGGUGAUGAAUUUCUUAUUGAGGGUUAAGCGUGCAAAAUUUGUCCUGGAUAAAGCUCGAAGAUGGAUGUGGAAGGAACGAGGUACACCAACAGUCAAUCGCAAGCAUAGAUGGUUGGUGGAGCAAAAACUUCUUCAUUUCGUUGAUGCGUUUCAUCAAUAUGUUAUGGACAGGGUAUACCAUAGCGCAUGGCGUGAAUUAUGUGAAGGAAUGGCAGCUGCCGGAUCUCUUGAUGAAGUGAUUGAGGUUCAUGAGGCAUACUUGCUGUCAAUUCAACGCCAGUGCUUUGUAGUUCCAGACAAGCUGUGGGUGUUGAUUGCGAGCCGGAUCAACAGUAUACUUGGACUAGCACUAGACUUCUACUCGGUGCAGCAGACUUUGAGUAGCGGUGGAGCUGUUUCUGCAAUCAAGGCCAGAUGUGACAAGGAAGUCGACCGCAUUCACAAACAAUUUGAUGACUGCAUCGCCUUCCUUCUCAGGGGUUAA